AUGUCAUUCAGAGGAGCACCCCGAGGCCGCGGUGGCGGUGGUUUUGGUGGUGGUCGCGGAGGAGGACGUGGUGGGUUCCAGCAGCGGGACAUGGGCCCUCCCGCUACCGUUCUCGAGAUGGGCAAGUUCAUUCACGCCUGCGAGGGCGAGAUGGUGAUCGAGUCUACAAACCCGAAGGUUCCGCACUUCAAUGCGCCGAUAUACCUCGAAAACAAGACGGCAGUCGGCAAGGUCGACGAGGUCCUUGGACCCAUUAACCAAGUUUAUUUCACGAUCAAGCCUUCCGAGGGCAUCCAGGCGACGUCAUUCAAGUACGGCGAUAAGUUCUACAUUGCCGGCGAGAAGCUCCUACCUCUCGAGAGGUUUCUUCCGAAGCCCAAGCCUCCGCCGGGAACUGUCAGCAAGGUCAAGAAGCCUAGCCGUGGUGGCGCAGCCCGCGGUGGGCGUGGAGGGCCCGGUGGUGGUUUCUCGCGUGGCGGAGGCAGGGGAGGCGGUAGGGGAGGUUUCGGCGGGUCAAGAGGAGGCGGUGGCUUCGGGGGCGGCUUCGGAGGUGGCCGUGGGGGUGCGCCGCGGGGUGGCAGAGGUGGUUUCUCGCGUGGUGGCGGUCGGGGCGGUGGUCGUGGCAGGUUUUAA
Messenger RNA from Chaetomium globosum CBS 148.51, 633 nucleotides. RefSeq lists its product as uncharacterized. Gene Ontology annotation, molecular function: box H/ACA snoRNA binding. Bases 1 to 633 code for a protein of 210 amino acids. Gene Ontology annotation, biological process: ribosome biogenesis; snoRNA guided rRNA pseudouridine synthesis. The record is from RefSeq and is a predicted model, not a curated record. Gene Ontology annotation, cellular component: box H/ACA snoRNP complex. The transcript has 3 exons. Lineage: Eukaryota; Fungi; Ascomycota; Sordariomycetes; Sordariales; Chaetomiaceae.